Molecule: messenger RNA, 981 nt
Organism: Notolabrus celidotus (New Zealand spotty)
Lineage: Eukaryota; Metazoa; Chordata; Actinopteri; Labriformes; Labridae
Gene: prdx4
Product: peroxiredoxin 4
Exons: 7
Coding region: 118-909 (263 amino acids)
Biological process (GO): cell redox homeostasis; cellular response to stress; response to oxidative stress
Cellular component (GO): endoplasmic reticulum; cytosol
Molecular function (GO): thioredoxin peroxidase activity
Source: RefSeq, a predicted model, not a curated record
CUGCAAAACCUACAUGACGAAGAAGAGGAGGGGAAGGAAGAAGACUCUUCAAAAUCCUGCCAACAGCCUGAAACGCGUUGCCAGUCUGUGGCGUCGUCCUCCCCUCACUAUAGUUUCAUGGAGUUUCUGAGCCACACAAUCAUGAAGAAGGAGCUUCUCUGCGCGCUGUGUACCGCUGUCCUCCUCUUCCUCACCAGCGCAGUCUCAUCAGCAGAGGAAGGCGCUAAUGGGAAAAACUCCCAGUGUCACAACUACGCGGGAGGACACGUCUAUCCUGGAGAGGCUUUCCGUGUGCCUGUGUCUGAUCAUUCCCUUCACCUCAGCAAAGCCAAGAUUUCAAAGCCCGCACCUCAAUGGGAAGGAACAGCCGUCAUCAAUGGGGAAUUCAAGGAAGCAAAGCUGUCAGACUACAAAGGCAAAUACCUGGUCUUUUUCUUCUACCCCCUCGACUUUACAUUUGUCUGCCCCACUGAGAUCAUUGCAUUCAGCGACAGAGUGCAUGAGUUUAAAGCCAUCAAUACAGAGGUGGUCGCCUGCUCUGUGGACUCCCAGUUCACCCACCUCGCCUGGAUAAAUACACCCAGGAAGCAAGGUGGCCUUGGACCAAUGAAAAUCCCUCUGCUGUCUGACCUCACGCACCAGAUUUCCAAAGACUAUGGAGUCUAUCUGGAGGACCAGGGUCACACACUUAGAGGACUUUUCAUCAUUGAUGGCAAAGGCAUCCUGAGGCAGAUUACCAUGAAUGAUCUUCCAGUAGGACGAUCUGUGGAUGAGACUCUGCGGCUGGUGCAGGCUUUCCAGUACACAGACAAACACGGAGAAGUGUGCCCAGCAGGAUGGAAGCCAGGCAGCGACACAAUCAUUCCCGACCCUUCAGGAAAGCUGAAGUAUUUUGAUAAACUGAACUGAUCUGAGUUCCAAUCAUCCCAGUCUGUGAAAUCCAAAUAAAAGAAAGUACAAAUAAAACGUGUUUUCCAAAUA